AUGGAGAAAGAAACUGAUUCCUUCCUAGGAAUGAAGAAGCUCCAAUCAGCAAUACUAUAUACUGUGAUGAUGGUUUUUGUUGGGUAUAUUUUUAUUUGGUUCAUAAUGCCCACCAAUACCUUCUUUCUCCAUUGGUUGCCUGACAUUCAUGCAAAAACUGAUUCAACCUAUUUUGGGCUACAAGGGGCAAACAUUCUUAUUUACUCAUUUCCCGUCCUUUUCAUAGCUACUUUGAGCUGUUUAUAUCUUCAUCUAAGAAAGAAAAUGGUUGAUAAUAAUACAGAAAGUAUCAUGAAAAAUGUAAAUUGGAUGCCAUGGAUGAGACCUGUGCUAAUGAAAGGGCCACUGGGAAUAGUUUCUUGGAUGGAGCUGUACUUCUUAGCCAUGUUCAUUGCUCUACUUGUCUGGUCUUUAUGCUCUUACUUGCAUGGUAUGUUUACCAAUAUCAACCAACAGGCAGCACAAAUGAGUGAGUCUGUGUGGGAAGCAAAGUUGAAAAGCUCAGCUCUAAUGUUAGGUCUAGUUGGGAACAUUUGCCUGGCUUUUCUCUUUUUCCCUGUGACAAGAGGAUCUUCAAUUUUGCAGCUCAUUGGACUCACAUCAGAGUCAAGCAUUAGAUAUCACAUCUGGCUGGGGCAUAUUGCCAUGACCCUCUUCACAGCACAUGGUUUAUGUUAUAUUCUCUUUUGGGCAAAGACAAACCAAGUUUCAGAAAUGAUGAAGUGGGCCAAUGUUGGCAUAUCAAAUGUGGCUGGAGAAGUAGCUUUGGUGGCUGGACUAGUAAUGUGGGGAACAAGUUUUCCCAACAUAAGGCGAAAGAUUUUUGAGCUCUUCUUCUUCACUCAUCAUCUCUAUGUUGUCUUUGUAGUCUUCUUUGUUUUACAUGUGGGGUUCUCCUAUGCUUGCAUAAUGCUCCCUGGCUUUUACCUCUUCUUGAUUGAUAGGUACUUGCGGUUUCUACAAUCCCAUCAAAAAAUUCGAGUCCUUUCAGCCCGGUUUUUACCUUGUCAGGCUGUUGAAUUAAACUUCUCCAAGUGCCCAGGGUUGAGCUAUUCUCCAAGAAGCAUGGUUUUCUUAAAUGUACCCGGAAUUUCCAAGCUGCAAUGGCAUCCUUUUACUGUUACUUCUAGCAGCAACUUGGAGCCUCAUAAGCUGAGUGUUGUUAUCAAAAGUGAAGGAAGAUGGUCUCAGAACUUGUGUGAAAGUCUCUCAUUCUCUCCACAAAUGGAUCGCGUAGAGAUCUCCAUUGAAGGACCUUAUGGACCUUCUUCAUUUGAAUGUCAAAGGCAUGAAACACUUGUGAUGAUAAGCGGAGGAAGCGGAAUAACACCUUUCAUCUCCAUUAUCCGCGAGCUCCUCUUCAUAGCCAACAAGACCACCGACAAGACUCCAAGCAUAUUCCUCAUUUGCACCUUUAAGACCUAUGUGGAUCUCACCAUGUUAGACUUUAUCAUCCCAUCUUCAGGCAUCAGUUCUGACAUUUCUCGCUUGAAACUUCAAAUCGAAGCCUAUGUCACAAGAGAGAAACAUCCCCCAACUGAGACAUCUCUCAACCUCCCCCAAACAAUAGUCUGGUUUAAACCAGACUCGUUAGAUUUGCCAGUUUAUGCAAUUUUGGGACAGAACAGUUGGCUGUGGCUUGCAUUGAUUAUUUCAGCUUCUUUCCUCACUUUCCUUGUGCUCAUGGGAAUCCUCACAAGAUAUUAUAUAUAUCCAAUUGACCAUAACUCUGAUAUGAUGUACUCUUUCUCUACCAAAUCUUCUAUCAACAUGUUAUUCAUGUGCAUCUCCAUAGUCACAAUUGCAACUGUGUGCUUUCUUUCAAACAUGAAGCAAGGGAGGAACGCAAGGCCAAGCACAUUGUGCCACAAUGCUGGUGAUGAUAGGGAGUUGGAAAGCCUUCCUUACCAGUCUUUGAUCCAAGCCACAACAGUGCACCAUGGAACCAGACCUGAUCUCAAAAGAAUUUUAACAGAGCUCAAAAGCUCAAGCGUUGGGGUUCUGGUGAGUGGGCCAAAAACAAUGAGGCAAGAAGUGGCUGCAAUAUGUUCUUCUGGUUCGGCCAACAAUAUACAUUUCCAGUCUUCAAGUUUCAGCUGGUGAAGACUAGUUAACUGUAGCUUUCAUUCAAUUAUUAUACCGCUUGGCCGAUCAAUGUACUAAUACAUGCAUAAUUUUCAAUAUUAGGAUUUCAUCUUACU
Molecule: messenger RNA, 2201 nt
Organism: Humulus lupulus (European hop)
Lineage: Eukaryota; Viridiplantae; Streptophyta; Magnoliopsida; Rosales; Cannabaceae
Product: ferric reduction oxidase 2-like
Exons: 8
Coding region: 1-2103 (700 amino acids)
Cellular component (GO): plasma membrane
Molecular function (GO): oxidoreductase activity
Source: RefSeq, a predicted model, not a curated record